CGGUCCAAAAAAUUCUUUCCCCGGCCAACGGCUCGCGGUUUUGUUUUUUGUGUGUACGCGACUUCCGUCCCUCCCCCGUCUGGAACCGAUGUCCUUUCCGUGAGCCCCCUUUAUUUCGUGUAAUUGUGAUUAUUUUGUGUGCUUGUCGUGAAAACAGGAAUUUUUCGUGGGUGGUCAGAUGCAAAGAAUGGCCAAUCCAGAGGGUGUCCCCCGGACUCGCCCAGUUCUCGCAGAAAUCCCGGCGCGAAUGGGCUUACCGCCGCUACAACGGGUUGGAACGCCGUUGGGAAUGACCCGGCGGAACGCCCUCAAUCCGGGUUUGAUCGAUAGCCCGGCAACGAACAUUCCGGACAGCUAUCUUUCGCCCCGCAUGUCCCCGGAUGAGGCGAUGAUUCAGCAGCGUGGCCGCCGUCGCGUUCCCAUCAUUUGGAGUCCGGAGAAGGCGUUCUAUGCGUCGCCCCACAAAACGCCCACAAAGGCCAUUUCGGCGAUGACCCUGCGGAGUUCGCCCCGGAAGCGAUCGCUCAUGUCGGAACUGUCGGCUGUUCCGGCCUCGGAGCAGCAGCAGGCAUCGCCCUCCGCUAAACGAUCAACCCCGGCCAAGGGUUCGCCGAGCCAUGCCAAACGGAUGCGCUUUGAGGAGGGUUCGAUCAACCGGAAGAAUCGGGACGUCCCACUGGAGACGCUGCUGUCCGGUCUCAGCCAGGAGCAGCUGAUCUCCGUAAUCACCGGAAUGGUCCGAGGAAAUGCACGUUUAGAGGAGACCGUUCGGAGUGAACUUCCGGUGCCGGAUUUGGCCCCGCUGGAAGAACAGCUGAGCUAUCAGAAGAAGAACAUCUUCAAGAGUUUGCCGGCUACGCGACUUGUCAGCAAAACGGACAGUCCGGCGUACGCCAGAGCCGCCACACACCUUUCAUCGUUCAAAAAAACCCUCGUCGAGCAGGCCCAAACGCUGCACAACGCCAAACACUGGGACGCCCUGCUGGACUACGUGCCGAUGGCGUGGGGCUACGUGCGCGCCACCCCCGUCUGGGACAACCACGCCCACAACGCGGUGCGCCGGCACUGCUUCAAGAUCCUGGCCUAUCACGCCACCAGUGCGCUCAAGCAUGGCCUCGUGGCGCUUGGUGCGGAUCGGCUGCACCGGUUCCAGCAGAAGCUGAAGGCGAUGGCCGCCGACUGUGAGGACAUCAACGACUGUGCCACCUAUCUGGCGUACCUGGCGGAACGGAUGUGAGCAGAGGAGGAGCAACUUAUCAUUCUAAUAAUUUUGUCUCUUUUUUACUAGAUUUAAGCAGUUUACAGUUCAAAUUUGUACGAUUUGCAAUCGCCAUCUGUUUUUUUUUUCGAUUAUGUCUUUUCCGUUAUUUUUGCAGUGAAUCGUACCCGUAGAAACACGUAACGCAAACAGUGUAAACUUCAAAUUUAGUUUUUUUUUACUCUUAAAAAUACAAACAAUAUAUUGACUGAUAAUUGUACGUUGCCUAAUGUAUUUUGCUAUUGCCAUUUAUAGAGAAAAUGUUAAAUAAAGAAUCAUUCACA
This is a messenger RNA of Culex quinquefasciatus (southern house mosquito), 1542 nucleotides long. RefSeq lists its product as uncharacterized. Bases 179 to 1237 code for a protein of 352 amino acids. Gene Ontology annotation, biological process: nuclear protein quality control by the ubiquitin-proteasome system; proteasome localization. The record is from RefSeq and is a predicted model, not a curated record. The transcript is spliced from 3 exons. Lineage: Eukaryota; Metazoa; Arthropoda; Insecta; Diptera; Culicidae. Gene Ontology annotation, cellular component: nucleus.